AUGGCGUCGGUUCGCGGGGCCUUUCUGGCGGUAUUCCUCCUCUGGAUUCAGUUGACAGCGGCUGCGCCCAUUUCGCUGCUUCACGGCCUCUUUGGCGGUAUAUUCGGCGCCGGAAACAACCGCAUUGCGCAGGGCAACAGCCAGGGCGGCGGCGGUCGCAACAGCGGCAAAUCUUCCACCCCUGUGUCCUCGUCGCCGGCGUCGAGCCAGACUCCCAGCAAGCUGAACCUGCCCGUUGUCAACUUUGGCGCCGCUGAUAUCAUCCCUAACCGCUACAUCGUCGUUUACAAUGGCUCCUUCAGCAGCGAGGCUAUCGAUGCCAAGAUGACCUCCUUCUCAGCUGCCAUCAAGAAGCGGAACUUGAACAAGCGUGGUCUCGGAGACCGCCUGUUUUCCACCGAAAUCAUCCCCUUCAAGCUGAACAAGUGGCGUGCCAUGGCGCUCGAUGCCGACGACUCCAUGAUUAUGGACAUCAAUGACGCCGAGGAGGUUGAGUACAUUGAGGCUGACCACUGGGUCAAGACCCAGGCAACCAUUGCUCAGACCAAUGCUCCGCUGGGUCUCCAGCGUCUCUCAAAGGCUAGUCCCGCCGAGCAAUCGUCCUACGUCUUUGACGAGUCGGCCGGCCAAGGCAUCACCGUUUACGUGGUCGACACUGGGGUCCGAGCCUCGCACGUCGAGUUCCAAGGUCGAGCCACUUUUGCUCGGUCCUUUGUCAGCGGUGCGCAAACCGACGACAACGGCCACGGCAGCCAUGUGGCUGGAACCAUUGCUGGGGCUACAUUCGGCGUGGCCAAGAAGGCACAGAUCAAAGGGGUCAAGGUCCUGGAUGCCCGGGGCGCGGGUCAGAACUCGGGCAUCCUCAACGGCUUGCAGUUUGUCAUUGACGACGUCAAUGCCAACAACCUCCGCGGCAAGGCCGUCCUGAACAUGUCCCUGGGCGGAUCCAAGUCGCCGGCCCUGAAUCGAGCCAUCCAAGCCGUCUUCAACGCGGGCAUCGUCCCCGUCGUCGCAGCCGGCAAUGACAACAGAGACGCAGCCGACUUCUCGCCGGCGUCUGCCCCCAACGCCAUCACCGUCGGCGCCAUUGACGCCCAGACCGACACCAAGGCCCGCUUCUCCAACUUUGGCAGGGACGUGGACAUUUUCGCCCCCGGCGUCAAUGUGCUGUCCGUCGGCAUCGGAUCCGACAUUGAUCAGAAGGUCCUCAGCGGAACGAGCAUGGCCUCGCCCCAUAUCGCCGGCCUAGCCGCCUACCUCAUGUCUCUGCAGGAGAUUGAGGACCCCGGCCAGGUCGUCCAGCUGAUAAAGGACCUCGCCAGCAGGACCGGCGCCCGGGUGGUGAACAACAUGCUGGGUACCACGCCCCUCAUAGCCAACAACGGCAACGCCUGA
Molecule: messenger RNA, 1395 nt
Organism: Ustilaginoidea virens
Lineage: Eukaryota; Fungi; Ascomycota; Sordariomycetes; Hypocreales; Clavicipitaceae
Exons: 4
Coding region: 1-1395 (464 amino acids)
Biological process (GO): proteolysis
Molecular function (GO): serine-type endopeptidase activity
Source: RefSeq, a predicted model, not a curated record